Aspergillus oryzae RIB40 is the source of this 582-nucleotide messenger RNA. RefSeq names its product putative isochorismatase family hydrolase. NCBI's taxonomy places the organism in Eukaryota, Fungi, Ascomycota, Eurotiomycetes, Eurotiales, Aspergillaceae. The record is from RefSeq and is a predicted model, not a curated record. The transcript has 2 exons. Bases 1 to 582 code for a protein of 193 amino acids.
AUGGCUUCCAAUGCUCAAUCCUUCCGCCAAACCAUUGGCAUUCCUCGUUCGACAGCCUCUGUCAAAGACUCCACUCUGAUUAUCAUCGAUGCGCAAAAUGAAUACGCCUCGGGCCAGCUGAAGGUCGAAGGCGUGGCGGAGAGCCGCAAAGUCAUCGCCGACCUACUGUCUCGGUAUCGCAACGGUGGCGACGGCUCCAAUAUCGUUCACGUGGUCCACGAAGUGCCGGCCGGUGCUCCUGUGUUCACUCCGGGCACUGCGUUAGCAGAAGAGUUCGAGGAGCUGACACCAAGGCCCGGUGAGAAGAUCGUAACUAAGAACUUCCCGAGCUCUUUCGCUAAGACUGACCUCCACGAUUACUUGAUCGGCUUGGGAGACCUGGGCAAGAAGAUUGUCCUAGUCGGAUAUAUGGCACAUGUGUGUAUUUCCACUACUGCCAGAGCUGGCAGUGAAUUGGGCUACGAUGUGGUUAUUGUGAAGGAUGCGGUGGGCGAUCGUCAUAUCCCUGGUGUUGAGGCCGAGCAAUUGGUGGCGGUAGCUCUCAACGAGAUGGGCUAUGGAGGAGGCCUCACAAACAAGUAA